This is a messenger RNA of [Torrubiella] hemipterigena, 2257 nucleotides long. NCBI's taxonomy places the organism in Eukaryota, Fungi, Ascomycota, Sordariomycetes, Hypocreales, Clavicipitaceae. The record is from the annotation of a GenBank genome assembly.
GGUCUUUGUGCUUUGCUCUUAAGUAUUGAUUUCGCCCCCUGACUCUGGUCUAAAUUCUAUUAUACUAGCUGAACUCAACUACAAGUGGCCAUGAUUGCGUACGCGUCGGUCAUUUUUGUAGCGAUGUGCGGCAUUGUUGCCGCACAAUCGACGCUGCUGGUGUCGAUGCCCUACGCCGCCGCCAUCGACUCAGGAUCGAUUCUGGCGUAUGACGAGAGCACAGAUCUGACGACAUUUAUUCUCGACCUACCCUAUGUUCACCCUUUUGAGCCAUACCCAGAGACACUGGAGCCACAUGCCACUGUCACGCAGGGAGCGACCACGUUUGAAGAGCACUACACCAUGCAUGGUACAGAAUCCCUCGGCAACAGACUCUAUGCUGUUGAUAUUGCCGAAAAAUGCCACUACAAGCCUGAGGACAAGUAUGGUACCUGCAUUGGUUACGGUGUCACUUAUUACAAGGACCGGGAUGAGACAUCGAUUACAACAGACUUCAACACAAACAGUGAAUUCAAGCAACACUACAUCAUCACAAUCACGGGUGGAAUUGAGAAAUUGCCUAGCACUGCCACUAAUGCACAGCCAGCAUCUGCCCAGUCCCUCAGCACUAGUGGUAGGGCAACAGCGAAGAGCGUCUCGAGUCAGUCGACAGCGUCGCAAACAGGUUUUGACCCAAAGACCACCGGCAGCGUAUUUGGCAGUAUUCACAGUACGAAUGAUGAAAAGAGUCACUCAAGCAGUGCUACUUCGACAAGCAAUGGGUCCAGAGUGGCUCAGAACACGGUGUUGUUCAUCGCAGCUCUUGCCUUGGCAGCAAUGCAGCUGUGAUGUACAGAUACACCGUAGACAUUAUGUUUCCAUUACAUAUGAAUUAACAAAGUUAUUCGAUAUUAAAUCUAACAUGUCAAAACUUUUAACUACGUUAUACACAUGGUAAUCCUAAGUAUUCAGCACCACUAGUGUAUGGCAAUGGGCAGCUCUACAAGUUUCCAAGAGUAGGUUUAGGCCAACCACGAAUUUCGGUAAACCAGCGCGACUUGUACAAUGCACUACCUGAAUAUAAAUCGGGUUGUUUCUUGCCUUGAACCAGAACAUUUACACGUGUAGGAAACGUGUUUGUCCACGGUGCCUGCGUAUACAGUGCCAUCCCAUCGACAACACUGACACUCUUCAAAUCAGAUCGCGGGAGAUUGACCCCAUCACUGCCGACACGGCGAUCAACAGACUCGAAUCCUGGGAAGUACUGUUUGGCGACAGCCUCUCCGUGCGUGAAUGUCUCGGUUGCGAUAUCAAACAAGUACAUUUCCGCAUCCGUCGUCACAAUGAGCUUGUCUUCAUCUGGCAGGGGGGUUAAGUCAUGCGACCCCUCCCACCACAAUGUAUCGUUACCAUUCUCAGUAGUAAGACGUAGCGGAGCAGACACGUUAUAGCUGUGGUACGGCGUCUCGUCGAUUGUGCCAUCGUUGAAGCGAUAGGCAUUUAAAAGAGCACGAGACUCCGCCUUGCCAUAGGGGGGCUGAUCAUUGCCAGCAGCCCAAAGUAGCUGGCGCUUAUCGUCCCAGACAAGAGCAUGCACAGCAGGCAUGAGAUGAAUCUGCUGGGCAGGCUUGGGGUACGCUUCGAGCGUCGACGACAUAUUGUAGAUAUUGAUGCUUUGGCUCAUGCCAGAGUUGUCGUUGGCGAUGGCCAGCUUGUUAUUGGGCAGAAGCUCGAGGCUGUGGGUGUUGCCAAGACCAUUGCCAGAGAGGCACAGGCCGUAGAGGAGCUGCUUGUCUGUGGCUGAGCCGGGUUGAUGGUUGAUGAGCAGCGCGGCAUAGGAGUAGAUGACGACGAUAGCAUUGCCGCCACUCACCCAUUUGGCGUCCGUUGCAGAGGCGCCAUCCAUGCACUUGCGCAGGUCUGCAGGCAUGGACUGGUUAGCGACGUCGGCCUUGGUCCAUGUCCAUUUUGCGGUUCCAGCAAUGUCGGAUAUGAUGAUGCGCGGGUCAUAUGUAUGAUCAGAGCGCACACCGGUAAUGACGUCAAUGUUCGGUGCUGCUGCAGCGAGGGCCGGUAGCAGACAUGCGGUAAUACUCGUAAGGAAGUGCAUGAUGGAUGGACCAAGACGGUUUGGUGGAUGGGCCAAGAUGAUUCUGGAAGAAAGGAAUUGGGGAGUAAACAGGAUGUGAGCUGGUUUUUGUUCGCGCUAAGAUUAAGCGAACCGAGAUCCAGCGGGCAGUGCAGUCGGUUAGAGGCGGCAGGGUAUCACUGCAGACUG